This is a messenger RNA of Triticum aestivum (bread wheat), 3235 nucleotides long. RefSeq names its product NADH dehydrogenase [ubiquinone] iron-sulfur protein 2. Gene Ontology annotation, cellular component: respiratory chain complex I. Gene Ontology annotation, biological process: mitochondrial electron transport, NADH to ubiquinone. The coding region runs from base 2225 to 3184 and encodes 319 amino acids. NCBI's taxonomy places the organism in Eukaryota, Viridiplantae, Streptophyta, Magnoliopsida, Poales, Poaceae. The record is from RefSeq and is a predicted model, not a curated record. The transcript has 4 exons. Gene Ontology annotation, molecular function: NAD binding; quinone binding; oxidoreductase activity, acting on NAD(P)H.
UCGACAUCUUGUUUGGUAAGCGGAAUUUUGACCCAGGCGCCCUAGUGUUGCCUAACCGUUCGGCCGGAGAUGUCGGAUGCGAGAUCUUUAGCUACUUGUAUCAAUUUGCCGCAGUGUGCUUAGAUACAAUGGGCUGGCAGCUGAGGCUUGGCAGGAUGGGGGAGUUAAUUAAGGUCGAGGGAGCAGGAAAGAGUUUGUUAUUCGCUAUUGGCUUAGUACGGCCUAUACAUAAUAGGGCCAUGACGGUUUUGGCAAGGCCUUGAACUUCAUAUAUCCCUUUUUUACUCAAUCCAGAAUACCGAGAAAGUCAGAUUGAAUCAUUUUGUCGACCUUUCCUUUGGAUUUAUUAUCAUAGGUAGUGUUCGAGAUCGCCUCUGUGCGGUGAACGCUCGAAUGUAGCUAACAUCAGUUUUGUCCUCGCGUGGUUGAAGGAGAUGCUGCUGCUGGAUGGAAUGCUUCCGGGGCGCCAUGAUCCUUCUAUCAGGAAUAGAAUAAUCGAGGGCACUGACUGACUGCAUCAAUCAUCGCUCAGUGAGCUAUUAAUUGCCGCCAAUAGCGCUUCGCUUGCAUGCAAGGCGGCUAAUAAAAGCGCCAGGUAGACGCGCGGAGAUGCAUUUUGAGUACUGGUGGUACUGGACAAGCUCUAGGGGAAUAAUCUCUUUCUUAUUUCUUUCUUAUUUCUUUCCCAUGACGACUAGGAACGGGCAAAUCAAGAAUUUCACUUCGAAUUCCGGACCUCAACAUCCUGCUGCUCAUGGUGUUUCACGAUCAGUAUUGGAAAUGAACGGAGAAGUGGUGGAACGUGCGGAACCACAUAUUGGAUCACUCCAUAGAGGGACUGAGAAAUUAAUCGAGUACAAAACUUAUCUUCAAGCUUUACCUUAUUUUGAUCGUUUAGAGGGCGAUCGCGGAGUCACUGAAUGAAGUCCUCCCUCCCUUUCUUUCGGAGGUGCUGACCCGCUGCGAGGCAGAUAUGACUAAGUGACAUAUUGAAUAUGGCGACGACUACAGCAUGUCGUAGAAGGAGAUAAGAGGUGGAGCCAACGACCCACUAAGACUCACGUAUCUACAACUACAUUCCCGAGCGGCAGUCAAACGGAGGCGUGAAUGCAAGAUGCCAGCGGAAUGAUCGACCGGACAGAGGCUAGGGCAGCUUUCUUCCCACCGCGUCCUUCCUUGUGUGUCGGAGAUACAAAGCGAGUGCACCGGAAAAGAAGGGGAACUGAAUCGAUCUAUUCCAUGGCGAAGCAUCCGAAGCAUAACUGCACACUCACACGAUCUUUGCCGAGAGAUAGGAGCAUUCGGUGGAACCGGUGAACUACACUUGCUUCUUGAUAGAUGUGUGGGACAGAGGGCUCGUGGUACCUGCUGCCCGCCCUUCCUCCGCUUUGAUAACCGUGUGAACGGAGAGUGGGCAGAGCAAAAGGGAAGGAGGUCCUCAUACGGAGUCGCACACUUGAGCAGUGCGGGAGACUGGAGAAUGGGUCGAGUAAACUCCCUUAGGGCCGAUUAAAUCACAGACGAGGAACUUUUCUUUCUUUUUUUCUUUUUGAUUUGAAGGGUAUGUUCUCAAAAAAGAAAGGCAGAGGUAAAUACUUCGAAGAGGCGGCUCGGUAGGGAUGGAAUGGUCAAUAGUCAAGUCAAGGAUGACUUCUUUGUUGGCGAAACGAUGGGGGAGAGAAAGCACGCCAGUGAUUCUCUGAGCCGGUCUUCAUUUCCAACGCCUCGGGAAACAGGUCGAGAUAGAUGACAGCACCUUUUUAUCCUCUUCCUUACCGGGAAGGCGCACUUCUCUUCUUCUUCUGGCCUUCACCUCCUGCCCGGCCCGGAAAUAGAACCCAGCCCCCUUUCUGAUCCAUUCAUUUCUGCAAGCAGGCGGGAUCCAGAGCUAAGCCCCCCUCCUAUUCGAAGCCGGGUGUGGCCUCGCCCUUUUGCUCUUCCUUCGGUUUGGCUCCACGAAGGCGCCGCCUAGACUAGGAGCCCCACUCAUAUUCAAAAGGCGCCCAGCUUUCAAGACGAUGAUAAUAAUUAGUCAACUUUUUCCAAUAUCAUGGAAUAGCAUGGCCCGGGGCUAAGGUAACUCCAGUGGGAGAGCCGUGUUAUGGGUGACCUUAUUGCACGGUUCAGAGAGCACUUGUGUAUGUGAUGCAAGUGAACGUGUACGAAAAAGCUGUCGUAAAGUUUCGUUGUUCGUUCCGUCGUUGACCCUAUCUAUGUUUCUACGAUGGCCCAAGAACACGCUCAUUCUUCAGCCGUAGAGAGACUUUUGAAUUGUGAGGUACCAUUACGAGCUCAAUAUAUAAGAGUGUUAUUCUGUGAAAUAACUCGAAUUUCAAAUCAUUCACUUGCUUCAACUACUCAUGCUAUGGAUGUGGGAGCAUCAACUCCGUUCCUUUGGGCUUUUGAGGAGCGGGAGAAAUUGUUGGAAUUCUAUGAAAGAGUCCCGGGAGCCAGGAUGCAUGCCAGUUUCAUACGACCUGGUGGAGUGGCACAAGAUCUGCCUCUUGGCUUAUGUCGAGAUAUUGAUUCCUCCACACAACAAUUUGCUUCUCGUAUCGACGAAUUAGAAGAGAUGUCAACCGGCAACCGUAUCUGGAAACAACGAUUAGUGGAUAUUGGUACUGUCACUGCACAGCAAGCAAAGGAUUGGGGAUUCAGUGGUGUAAUGUUAAGAGGUCCUGGGGUAUGCUGGGAUUCGCGAAGAGCAGCACCUUACGAUGUUCAUGACCAAUCGGAUCUUGACGUACCAGUAGGUACCAGAGGAGAUCGCUAUGAUCGUUACUGUAUCCGUAUUGAAGAGAUGCGACAAAGUGUUCGGAUCAUUGUGCAAUGUCCUAAUCAAAUGCCUAGUGGCAUGAUCAAAGCCGAUGAUCGUAAGCUAUGUCCUCCAUCACGAUCUCGAAUGAAACUAUCCAUGGAAUCCUCAAUUCACCAUUUCGAACUUUAUACAGAAGGUUUUUCCGUACCAGCUCCUUCUACCUAUACCGCAGUUGAAGCACCUAAAGGUGAAUUUGGUGUCUUUCUUGUCAGUAAUGGGAGUAAUCGUCCCUACCGUUGUAAAAUAAGAGCACCUGGCUUUGCCCAUUCACAAGGACUCGAUUCUAUGUCCAAACAUCACAUGCCAGCAGAUGUAGUCACCAUCAUAGGUACUCAAGAUAUUGUGUUUGGAGAGGUAGAUAGAUAGGACGUAGUCUUGCUCGAUCAGGACCCUAGCUUUAUUGCGAGCCAAAACUGC